Cyprinodon variegatus (sheepshead minnow) is the source of this 2494-nucleotide messenger RNA. It is a transcript of the gene cdc16, whose product is annotated as cell division cycle 16. The transcript is spliced from 18 exons. Gene Ontology annotation, biological process: cell division. Bases 116 to 1972 code for a protein of 618 amino acids. NCBI's taxonomy places the organism in Eukaryota, Metazoa, Chordata, Actinopteri, Cyprinodontiformes, Cyprinodontidae. Gene Ontology annotation, molecular function: protein binding. The record is from RefSeq and is a predicted model, not a curated record.
UCUGCGGGGAAGCCGCGGAUUUGAUUUUCCGAAGCUAACCAGUUAGCUCGUGGGUCCACUCUCCGGUAAUGUCUCUAUUUUAAAAGUCACAACGUCAACACAUAAACAAAACAAAAUGAACCUCGAUAGGCUCCGAAAACGAGUUCGGCAGUACAUUGACCAGCAACAGUAUCAAAGUGCGCUGUUUUGGGCCGACAAGAUAGCAUCCCUUUCUCAUGAAGAUCCCCAGGAUAUCUACUGGCUAGCUCAGUGCCUUUACCUAACCUCACAGUACCACAGAGCCUCACAUGCCCUCCGUUCAAGAAAACUUGACAAAUUGUAUGGAGCUUGUCAGUAUCUUGCUGCUAAGUGUCAUUAUGCUGCUAAAGAGUUCCAGCAGGCCUUGGAUAUCCUAGAUGCAGAGGAGCCUGUUAGCAAAAAAUUACAAGGUGGAAGUGAAAAGGACGACAGCGGGACUGAGCCUGCAAAGGAAUGGGACAUGUCGCCUGCAUCUAUCAGUAGCUCCAUCUGCCUCCUGCGGGGUAAAAUCUAUGAUGCUAUGGACAACAGGCCCCUGGCCACCUUCAGCUACAAAGAGGCCUUGAAACUAGAUGUCUACUGCUUUGAAGCCUUUGACCUUUUAACAUCUCACCACAUGUUGACCGCACAAGAAGAAAAAGACUUCUUGGACUCACUUCCUCUUAGUCAGCAGGGGACUGAGGAAGAGGAGGAGCUGUUACGCUUUCUUUUUGAAAAUAAAUUAAAGAAGUAUAACAAGCCCAGUGAUCUGGUGGUGCCUGAGAUGGUCAAUGGUCUCCAAGACAACUUGGAUGUAGUUGUGUCUCUUGCUGAGAGGCAUUAUUAUAACUGCGAUUUCAAGAUGUGCUACAAACUCACAUCAACAGUGAUGGUUAAAGACCCUUUUCAUGCCAACUGUUUACCGGUUCACAUAGGGACGUUGGUUGAGCUUGGAAAAGCAAAUGAGUUGUUUUACCUUUCGCACAGACUUGUAGACCUGUACCCCAACAACCCAGUGUCCUGGUUUGCUGUUGGGUGCUACUAUCUCAUGGUUGGCAACAAGAAUGAACAUGCCAGGCGAUACCUUAGCAAAGCCACCACUCUGGAUCGCACUUAUGGUCCCGCAUGGAUCGCUUAUGGCCACUCGUUUGCAGUGGAGAGUGAACAUGAUCAAGCCAUGGCUGCAUAUUUCACUGCUGCUCAGCUCAUGAAAGGAUGUCACUUGCCUAUGCUCUACAUUGGACUGGAGUACGGUCUAACUAACAACUCCAAGCUGGCUGAGCGUUUUUUUAGCCAGGCGCUUAGUAUCGCCCCAGAAGACCCGUUUGUUAUACACGAGGUGGCAGUGGUUGCAUUUCAAAAUGGAGACUGGAAGACGGCAGAAAAGUUAUUUCUUGAUGCAAUGGAGAAAAUCAAAGCCAUAGGGACCGAGGUUACUGUGGACAAGUGGGAGCCUUUGUUGAACAAUUUAGGUCAUGUGUGUCGAAAACUAAAAAAGUACGACCAGGCUCUAGAGUAUCAUCGCCAAGCGCUGGUGUUGAUCCCACAGCAUGCCUCUACGUAUUCUGCUAUAGGAUAUGUGCACAGCCUCAUGGGAGACUUUGAAAGCGCAAUAGACUACUUUCAUACAGCUCUUGGGUUGAAAAGGGACGACACAUUCUCAGUGACCAUGCUUGGCCAUUGCAUUGAAAUGUACAUCGGGGACACAGAUGCGUAUAUAGGCACCGACAUCGAUGACAAGGUUCGAAGCAGUUUGAACACUCCAGCACUGAUGAAGAUGUUGAGCAAACCAGAAUCAAAUGAGCUUCAAGCUACGCCAAGGUCUGAGGAGACGAACUUGUCGACAUUGGAAACGCCAGCAUCCAAUCAAGAAAAGAUGAUGCUGGAGACGCCAUUACGGCUCUCGUUAACUCUGGAGUGUGAUAUGUAUGAGAGCGACAUGAUGCUGGACACUUUAUCAGACACCAGCACGUGAUUUCAUCCUGUCAGGUGGUGGAUCUGUUGUAGCAACUGGUUGUCAUAGGUACACGUAUCCAAUCCUGAGGACAACAGUCAGCCAACAACUUAAACAGCUGUCCUCCACAAUGUGGAUUCCCCAUGCUGUGUGUUAUUUUGUAUAAGAAUGCUCUUGUGAACAUUUUUAACAUAAGUGACUGAAUUUGUGUACAGCACAUGGUCAAGACCGUAAUUUCACAAGAAUGCACUUUAAAGGAGGGGAACUGAAAACAUGCCUUUUUUUUCCCCAAAGGGUUGAAUAUGUUUUACCUUAGGUUAAAAACAAUGGAAAUGUGGCCAUCUGACAAAAGCAAACACAGCCCUACACCUCACAUCAGACGAACAUGUAAGUUACUUGUAAAUGCCUGAUGCAGGAUCCUCCCUGCUAAUUAACCUGUGGAUUUUCACUCUGAAGAAAGAGCCAGCUGAGUAUAAUCAGAUUUAGUGAAUUUUGUUAUGGCUACAAUAAACCAUGCAUUUAUCUUAAAAGGUUGGUAUGUCU